Molecule: messenger RNA, 1921 nt
Organism: Pelagomonas calceolata
Lineage: Eukaryota; Pelagophyceae; Pelagomonadales; Pelagomonadaceae
Source: the annotation of a GenBank genome assembly
GCUACCGGCGCCUCACGGCUCGUUCCCACAGGUCACACGUCCACGGCAUCGUCGUGUGCAGCGCUCGGCCCUACUCCAGACCCAGGCGCAGAGCUCGACUUGCUUUGUACACGGCACAGCGCGGUAGCCACAGCGCGGGGCAGCACCUGGUCGGCAGAUGGUCGGCCGAGAAUUGGCACCUGAGGUCACGCACGGUCGUGCGCGGGGAGCGCUACGCGCCGAUGCUGGGCCUGCGGCUAUGCGCUGUCGUCGCGGUGCUCGCCGUCGUGGCCUCGUCGGCCGAGGGCGCUCGCAGCGCGCUGUGUUUGUCCCAGCGCGGCGCGUCGGCGCCUUCCGUGCUGGCCCAGGAAGCGCGGUUCAAUCCGCCGAGUCGCUGCCGGGGAUGGCCGCUCCUGCGGAAGCUCGAACACGGGGGCGACGUCGUCGGCGUGGGGCCGCGCGUCACGGCGAAUGGCACGGUGACCCUGGACGUAGUCGCGUGCGGCGCCAACGCCACCUGGCACCGGUCCCUGAGCGUCUUUCUCAGCGUCUACUCGGACCGCGUCCGCGAUGCGGUGCUCGCGCGCGCGCCUCGCGGCGCGGGCGCGCUACGGCUGGCGUGGGCGGCAGUGCACAAAUCAAAUUUCGCGGCGCUUCUCCGCCCACGGCUACAUCAUGACCUCCACGCCAUCGACGCGACGCCUGUUCGACGGCGUGGCGGUGCCCGUUCCUCGGUGACGCACUGGUUGAUUCGCACACAGGUGGGCGGCGCCCGAGGCCGGCGAGUACACCUUCCUCCCGCGGCUGCACUUUUACGGCGACGACUGCGACGGCGCGCCUCCGGUCUACCUCGGCGGUUCCGAGCCGCGCUGCGCGCCGCGUCAAAAGUGCCGGACGCCGCGGCUCCAGGGCGCCUGCGACAAGCUCGCCAUGGUGCCGCAGGCGGGGACGCGCGUCGCCGUCAAUGACGUCCUCGCGCCGACGCGGCGUCCGGGGCGCCAGUGCCGCGACGGAGCGACGGCCGACGGCACGUGGGUCCGCUUCUCGCGCGACGGCCGCGGCGGGGCGGCGGGGGGGUACAGCGGGUCGCCGUGGUCGACGCUCGUCGAGCGGUCCGCCCACCGGCACGACCGAAAGAUGGCGCCGUGGCGCUUCUCGCGGCCGGACUGCGACUAUCAUUUCUUCGCCGCAAGCGAGGGCGCCGCGUGCCUUGACGAUGUGUUCGUCGCCUACGUCGGCGACUCGCUCGUCCGCGGGCUCUACGCGACGACAGUGCGCCUCCUCGGCGGCGCGACCGACGACGACCGGAUCAAGGCGGCCCAGGCGGCCACCGCGCAGAGGACCAGGGGCGGGGCUGGCUCCAAUCCCGAGUCCCAGACGACCUUCACCGUCGGCGGAGCGCGGCUCGCCUACGCGAACAUGUGGGCCGGAUCGGAGCUCCCGAGCGUCCGGAGGGUCCUGGCCCAGGAGCUCAGGCGGCCGGGGCGGCCCUUCGCCCGCAUCGUCGUCGUCGCCAACUGGGGCGCCGAGCACUCGGUCGCCGCCGCCUGCGACGCCGUCGAGGCCAAAUUCGGCGAGCAGGCCCGGGCCGCGCUGCGCGCCGUCAGGCAGGUCGCCGGCGCCGGCCGGCCCCUGUCGCUCGUGCUCGCCACGCCGACGGCGCUCCUCGCGCGCCGCAACCCGGGCAUGUCCACGACCAAGGCCCUCCAGCUCGCGUCCGUCCUCGAGCGCCAGGCGGCCGACGCCCGCGCGGCGGGCGUCGCGGAUGCCAGGGUCCUCGAUCUCUCGAACCUCACGCUGGCUCGCUUCGACGACGCGACGCUCGACGGCGUCCACUACGGGCAGACCGCCGCAACUAUGGGCGCGACCGUCCUCCUCAAUAUGCUCUGUCGCCGCCCGGAGCGUGAGCAGCAAAAUGAAUAAAUGAAUAAUUAGAAAUCGA